This is a messenger RNA of Hevea brasiliensis (rubber tree), 1475 nucleotides long. RefSeq lists its product as uncharacterized. NCBI's taxonomy places the organism in Eukaryota, Viridiplantae, Streptophyta, Magnoliopsida, Malpighiales, Euphorbiaceae. The coding region runs from base 188 to 1351 and encodes 387 amino acids. The transcript has a single exon. The record is from RefSeq and is a predicted model, not a curated record.
AGCACGCCUUGUAGCAAAAGGAUAUGCUCAGACAUAUGGGGUUGAUUACUCUGAUACUUUUUCUCCUGUAGCUAAACUUACUUCUAUUCGCUUGUUUAUCUCUUUAGCAGCUGCAAAUGAUUGGCCCCUGCAUCAAUUGGAUAUCAAGAAUGCUUUCCUUCAUGGUGAUCUUCAGGAGGAGGUGUAUAUGGAGCAACCACCUGGGUUUGUUGCUCAGGGGGAGUUGGGUAAAGUUUGUAGGCUUCGGAAGUCUCUUUAUGGCUUGAAACAAAGUCCUAGGGCAUGGUUUGGGAGAUUCAGUGAAGCAGUACAGGAAUUUGGUAUGCAAAAGAGUAAGUGUGAUCACUCAGUAUUUUAUAGGCAAUUUGAGGCUGGUCUAAUUCUCUUAGUAGUCUAUGUGGAUGACAUUGUCAUCACUGGGAGUGACUCUGCAGGUAUUUCAUCUCUUAAAACCUUCCUCCAAACUCAGUUUCAGACCAAAGACUUGGGAUUGUUAAAGUAUUUCUUGGGUAUCGAAGUUAUGAGAAGUAAGAAGGGUAUUUUCUUGUCUCAAAGAAAAUAUGUCCUCGAUCUAUUGACAGAGACAGGAAAAUUAGGUGCUAAGCCUUGUAGCGCACCAAUGACUCCAACUUUACAACUGUUAGCAGGGGAUAGUGAGUUGUUUGAAGAUCCAGAGAGAUACAGGAGAUUGGUAGGAAAAUUGAACUACCUUACAGUCACUCGUCCUGACAUUGCUUAUGCCGUUAGUGUGGUAAGUCAGUUUAUGUCUUCCCCAACUGUUGCUCAUUGGGAAGCCUUGGAACAAAUCUUGUGUUAUCUGAAGGGCGCUCCAGGAAGAGGUUUGCUAUAUGGUAAUCAUGGGCAUUUGAAUGUUGAAUGUUUUUCAGAUGCCGACUGGGCUGGAUCUAAGGUUGACAGGAGGUCAACUACUGGAUAUUGUGUUUUUAUUGGAGGAAAUUUGGUGUCUUGGAGAAGCAAGAAGCAGAGUGUAGUUUCUCGAUCUAGUGCUGAAUCCGAAUACAGAGCCAUGGCACAAUCAGUAUGUGAGGUAAUGUGGAUACUUCAAUUACUAGAUGAGACAGGUUUUAAGACCUCCCUGCCUGCGAAAUUGUGGUGUGAUAAUCAAGCUGCUCUUCAUAUUGCUUCUAAUCCAGUGUUUCAUGAGCGGACCAAACAUAUUGAGAUUGAUUGUCACUUUAUUCGUGAAAAGAUUCAACAACAGAUCAUCUCAACAGGACACAUCAAAACUGGAGAGCAGUUAGGAGAUAUUUUCACAAAAGCUCUGAAUGGAGCUAGGAUUGACUACAUUUGUAACAAGUUGGGCAUGAUUAACAUCUAUGCUCCAACUUGAGGGGGAGUGUUAUGGAAAGUCAAUCACUAUGUUAUGGAAAGUCAAUCACUAUAUUAUUUCUCUGUAUAUUUUGUAUUCUGUAUUCCUAUUUAUGAUUUCUUAUUUAGGAUUUCUUCCUAAUUAG